CAGUCGCACUGAAAACAAUCAUCAUCAAAUCCUGACACGACUUGACUGAGAACAGAUCUUUACGUUCAGUUAUUCUGUAAUGAAGAACUGUAGCCAUGGUGUCAAAUGACAAUCUGACGACAUAUUUAUUAGAGGUCAUCCAGUCACACCUGGCUUUGACCUGUGCUUUACUGCUGGCCUCUCUCGCUGCCCUCCGCUGGUACAUCAGAGAUUCCUACAGAGUUGACGGCUUCAACCACAAGUACGUGCUCAUCACCGGCUGUGACAGCGGCUUUGGGAAUCUGCUGGCCAGGCAGCUCGAUGGAAAAGGCCUCCACGUCGUGGCCGCGUGUCUCACGGAGGAAGGUGCAGCGGAUCUGGCAGCAGCGACCUCCCCCAGACUGAAGAGCCUUCUGCUGGAUGUUACAGACAGUGAGAGCAUCCGGAGGGCGGUGGAGUUUGUGAGCAGAGAGGUCGGAGGGCGAGGUCUGUGGGGUCUGGUGAACAAUGCUGGCAGGGCCGUACCCAUCGGUCCAACAGAGUGGAUGAAGUUGGAGGAUUUCAAAAAGGUCCUGGAUGUGAAUUUGAUAGGAGUUAUUGAGGUGACGCUCCAGUUUCUGCCUCUGCUGAAAAAGGCCCAGGGCAGGGUGGUAAACGUGGCCAGUGUUCUGGGCCGACUGUCUCUCACCGGCGGAGGAUACUGCCUGUCCAAAUGGGGAGUGGAAGCCUUCUCCGACAGCCUCAGGAGGGACAUGCACCAAUUCGGCAUCAAAGUGAGCAUUAUCGAGCCUGGCUUCUUCAAGACAGGUGUUACCAGACUGGAUCUGAUUGAAGCUGACCUGAGGAGGCUGUGGACCCGCCUCCCUCAAGAUGUCAAAGACUCCUAUGGAAAGACAUACUUUGAUGACUAUGUGAAAGCUCAGGACUUCUCCAUGGGCAUCUUGUGCAGUCCGGAUAUCUCUAAGGUGACCAGGUGUAUGGAGCACGCACUGACAGCUCGCUUCCCACGCACACGUUAUGGUGCAGGCUGGGAUGCCAAGUUUUUUUGGAUUCCUCUGUCGUACCUCCCUUCAUUUGUGUCAGACUUUGUUACCAACCUGUUUCUUCCUUUACCUAAGGAUCAAAGAAAUGACUAACAGGCUACUAAACUAAACAGUAUGACAGAUAGUUGUUGUCAAAAAUAUUUUGUGACAAUAUCAUUUUCAAAAAAAGUUUCAAGACUGGUGUUACAAAAUAGGAAAUUUAUUCAUUUCAUGUCUCAGCAGCAGCAAUUUAAACCAUAUGGGCAAGUUGUGAAUGAUCACACAGUUUUUAUUGGGCUCAUUAUGAUACAAAAUAAAUCAUUCUGUAAAGUAAAGAAUUGAUUCACCGUGUUUAUAAAACGACCUUCUACAUCUGCAUCCAGGCAUCAGGUCAAGUGUUGAUCUUCAAGAUAAUCAACUACAUACAUUUAUUUCUAUGCAAAACAAUCAUGGCCACAUUCAAGUUUUGCUCCAAACAAUUCUGGCCAUUUUUCCAAUAUCAUUACUAAAAAAAUGAUCAUGUUGAUUCAAAUUCACAAGAUGUCAGGGAACAUAAUUAGUAUGAUCAAUUACAUUAAGUAUGCUUUGCACACAUAUUUUAACUUGUGCACCUGUUUUAACUAUAGCUCACAUCUUUGAAAAAUUGAAUGGCACAAGUUAAAAUCCAAUUAUUUUGAUCUUGCUUUUGUUUAGUUUCCAGCCCUGAAAUGAGGUAUAUAAACAUGAAAGAUGAAGUAAAUACAUCUUCAGUUUUGUUCAGUGGCAAAAAAUAUCAUUGCUCAACACAUUUCUCUGAUAACCUUCAAUCAUAUAAGUCCUGUACAUUCAGAAUGCAGCUCACUUUUCAUCUGUUAUUGUGUUUAUGUUUAACUAUUCAUAGCAUCUAUUUCAAAGAUAUUUUCUGACAAAAUCAUACUGUUCAAAUUUACAAAUAUACAAUUUAUUUAUCAACAUUUCUAUCAGCAGCUUCAGUGCAAAGAUAUACAUAUUGUACAUCAGAAUAAAGAAAAACAUUAACACAAGAA
Molecule: messenger RNA, 2026 nt
Organism: Anoplopoma fimbria (sablefish)
Lineage: Eukaryota; Metazoa; Chordata; Actinopteri; Perciformes; Anoplopomatidae
Gene: rdh1
Product: retinol dehydrogenase 1
Exons: 6
Coding region: 96-1115 (339 amino acids)
Source: RefSeq, a predicted model, not a curated record